GCCACUGUUCACUUGUACUACAACACACUGGUUGCGGUUGUGAAAGGAAGGGGGUGGUUCGUGAUUUCUGUAGAUAUAUUUGAGGAAAAAAAAGAUUUCAACACAGAUAAACAUGUUUAAGAACACGUUUCAAUCGGGAUUUCUCUCCAUAUUGUACAGUAUUGGAAGCAAGCCGUUACAGAUCUGGGAUAAGAAAGUUAGAAAUGGACAUAUCAAGAGAAUAACCGAUAACGAUAUUCAGUCGCUUGUAUUGGAGGUUGUUGGAACCAACGUCAGUACAACUUACAUUACAUGUCCAGCAGAUCCCAAGAAGACACUUGGAAUCAAGCUACCAUUUCUUGUGAUGAUCAUCAAAAAUCUGAAAAAAUACUUCACCUUCGAAGUUCAGGUCCUGGACGACAAGAAUGUAAAGAGGCGAUUUCGCGCUUCCAACUAUCAGUCGACCACACGAGUAAAACCUUUCAUUUGUACGAUGCCAAUGAGACUUGACGACGGGUGGAAUCAAAUUCAGUUUAAUCUAUCAGAUUUCACGAGACGAGCAUAUGGUACAAACUACAUCGAAACACUUCGAGUUCAGAUCCACGCAAACUGCAGAAUCAGACGAGUUUACUUUUCCGACCGACUUUACUCAGAAGAUGAACUUCCGGCAGAAUUCAAGCUAUACUUACCUGUACAAAACAAGGCAAAGGCAUAAAGUAAUGAAAGCUGACAGAUGGAUUUUAAGAAUUCUUUUUUUGGAGGGGGGGAAUGGCAGGGGGGACAAUAAUUUUGUAGCUGAAACAGCCUUAAAAUUAGCAUAAUUUGUCUUCUUUGCCUAAGGUUGUUUUAAUUUGCCUUUAAAAGGGAAGUUAAUUCUUUACAGUUCAGUUUUUGACAUUAAUUUAAUUUUCUUUCUGCGCUAAUGUAUAAAAAGUUCUACAGAAGGAUUUUUUUGUCGUGUAAAAACAUACAACUUUACACUUUAGCUGCAAGUAAAGGUACUUAGACUCCAAAUUUCUACACAGUUUACAACAUCAAUAUCAUUUCUGACUGUAUUUUUUACUCAAACACUUAUUACUCUCUGAGCUUUGUAAUUAUAACAUUGUAAAAAGAAAAAUAAAUAUACAAUGAAAAUAAGAUGUAAUCAGUUGUUAGUUGGUUAUUUCUCUGGGUUGUACAAAAUAUGAUCAGGCUUCAUGGAUUGGUGAGAAACUAAGUAAAUCCGUUUUAUAACUUCUCAGUAUGUUUCAAACUUCACAAAACAAUAGCAGUCAAAAACACUUUUAUCCUGGAAAACGGUUCAUUCUGGAUUAAUGUCAAUCGGCCCUAAGAGCAACACAGCUGUGGUUUAUAAACUGUUCCCAGUUAUGGCUGAUGCUUCUGUUGGUUUAUGCUAAACUUUGCCUGGAAUAGCCAUUUACAGUAGCAGUGCCAAGGGAUGCUCAGUAGGGAAGGGGGGAUUUGUGAUCCUUGCAAUAAUUUAAAACAAUCAAGUUGGGGAGAAUGCAUAAGAAAAGCCUGACAUGUAACACCUUUCAAAAUCUGAAGCAUAUUUUGUAAAUAAAGUUACUGGUACUAGCUGC
This is a messenger RNA of Orbicella faveolata, 1562 nucleotides long. Its product is annotated as cilia- and flagella-associated protein 20. NCBI's taxonomy places the organism in Eukaryota, Metazoa, Cnidaria, Anthozoa, Scleractinia, Merulinidae. The record is from RefSeq and is a predicted model, not a curated record.